Molecule: messenger RNA, 1470 nt
Organism: Penicillium riverlandense
Lineage: Eukaryota; Fungi; Ascomycota; Eurotiomycetes; Eurotiales; Aspergillaceae
Product: FMN-dependent alpha-hydroxy acid dehydrogenase
Exons: 7
Coding region: 1-1470 (489 amino acids)
Molecular function (GO): oxidoreductase activity
Source: RefSeq, a predicted model, not a curated record
AUGGUGCUCUCAGAAGAUGAGGUCUCACGCCAUAAUACGCGCUCAUCCUGCUGGGUCAUCAUUCGUGGCGAGGCUUAUGACAUGACUGACUUCCUCGACCAGCAUCCCGCUGGACCAGAGAUUAUUUUAAAAUAUGCGGGGAAAGAUGCAACCGAAGAAUUUGUAAGGCUGCUAUUCCUGUCACAAAAGUCCUCUGUCAACUUGGUCGAGCCUGUCCAUCGCGAUGGGUUGCUUGAAGAAACCCUUUCCCAGGACAAACAGCUCGGGCCCGUCCAAAUGCUCCGAGAGCCCGCCAAUAGGUUGGCUGUGGUACAACAUCAAAUCGAAGACAAGGCUCUAGAGCCAAAAGUCCCCUUGCAGCAAUUGCGCAUGAGGUCUCUGACAGAAAUGCCAAUGAAGGAUAUCUGUAAGAAGAAGUUAACGCAGCGAGCGUGGACAUAUUUCUCUUCUGCUGCGGAUGACUCUUUAUCUGAUGAACUCAAUCAGAAAGUUUUUCGCCAUGUACUCUUCCGUCCGAGGGUGAUGCGAAACGUCAAGGACCUUGAUCUGUCUACAACAAUUCUUGGACAACACUCGUCCCUUCCAGUGUUUAUUGCGCCUGCUGCACUGGCAAAACUCGCUCAUCCAGAUGGUGAAUGUGGCCUAGCACGUGGCGCCGGCGAAACUGGCAUAAUUCAGAUCGUAUCAUCCAGUGCAUCUAUGACCCCCGAGGCCAUUGCCUCCAGCAGGGUGACAGACACCCAAUGCCAGUUCUACCAGCUCUAUGUAGUUUCGGAACGGCAUAAAACGGAGGCUAUUCUCCGUCGUGUCAAGCAAGCUGGCUACAAAGGGCUUGUAGUUACCGUUGACACUGCUGUGCUAGGAAAACGCGAGCUUGACGAGCGAUACAAAGCUACCCUAAUCUCCGAGACAGAUGAGAAACCGAAGCCUUUGGGGUUCACACACGGCGGAUGGCUGACGCCAACCCUCUGCUGGGAUGAUCUCCAGUGGAUCCGCGGGAUCUGGGAUGGGCCCAUCGCUGUCAAGGGGAUCAUGACCGCAGAGGACGCAUUGAUAGCGGCACAGCACGGCGUUCAAGCCAUAUACCUGUCAAACCAUGGAGGCAGACAGCUGGACACAUCUCCACCAUCGUUAAUGACGCUGCUGGAGAUCCGCAGGUACUGUCCGGACAUCAUUGAGAAGGUGGAGAUUUUCCUGGACGGGGGUUUCAGAAGAGGAAAUGAUGUGAUCAAAGCAUUGGCCCUAGGAGCCAGGGCUUGUGGGAUAGGGAGGCCAUUCAUGUACGCCCUGGGUGCGUAUGGGCAUGAAGGAGUGGUUAGGGCAGUUGAUGUCCUGCGGAGAGAACUUGAGAUUGGCAUGAGGCUCGCUGGUGUGACCCGCAUAGAUGAGCUUACGCCUGACCAUGUCAAUACUAAAUGGCUCGAUAUGAUGGUUGCGGAACCGGCAGUAUUCCGAUUAGCCAAUCUAUGA